AUGACUGUGCCUGUGUUGUCUGAUAUAAUUGUCCUCAGAUGUGUGAAUGCAUUGAGUUGGGCGAAAGAUGGACAGCUGCUUUUGAGUGGUGGCGAUGAUACAACCGUUCGUCUAUGGCGAAUAGACCAGGGCGAGACCGCUCAGCAAUACCCUUUCGUCUGCCAAGGCACUGUGCAAACUGGACACACGGGGAAUAUCUUCAAUGCUCAGAUGUUACCCUCUUCUAACCGAAUAGCGACAGUCGCCGGAGACAAACAAGUACGCGUGUUCGACGUCACCGACACCAUUUCACAGCCUGCAAACCCCCUGGAGGCCGAUCGGGGUACUCAGGCUUCACAUCUUCGAGUGCUGCGAUGUCAUGCAGGUCGCACCAAACGGAUUGUGACAGAACAUAGUUCAGAUCUGUUUCUUACUGUCGGGGAGGAUGGUACAGUGCGCCAGCACGACCUGCGAGUCCAUCACGUUUGUCGAUCGGGACGGUGUCCACCUCCUCUAGUCAAAGUCCCCCAUGAAUUAUCGACGCUUGCCCUGUCGCCAUUGACGCCGUAUGAAUUCGUGGUUGCGGGUGACUCACCCUAUGGCUAUCUCUUUGACCGUCGACAGACGGGCAGAUUCAUUCAAGAAGAGUGGGGAAUACUUCCUACUGGGGAUGAUGUAACAACCUGUGUUCGACGCUUUGGUAGAAAGUCCAUGGGACCCGGCGAGCGGAAAGGCCAUGAGCAUGUUACGGGCGCUCGUAUGUCAACGAGGAACGGUCACGAGGUUCUUCUGUCUUAUAGCGCCGAUGCGGUGUACCUCUAUUCGACUCGGGACGAUGUUGUCGAUUCUUCAGGAUCUUCGACCCCACCCGCCGUUGUAGCUCCUAAUACCAAACACAAAGUUCAGGUGGCCAACCAACCUUCCGAGGAUCUUAUGGAAGGGAUCGAGUCCGAGUGGUCUGCCAGCGAUGCAGAUGUGGUUGAUUCCGACCCAGAAAUCCAAGGGAACUCAUCUUCCGGUGAUCAGACAGACAUCUUUGAAGAUAUCGAAGAAUCCAUAAAUGACGGGAUCCCGGUAUUGCAUGGAACCCUCCCUGUAAUCUACCCUCGGAUGUGCUUCGCGGGAGCAUGUAAUGUGCAAACUGUCAAAGAUGUGAACUUCUUUGGUCCUUCAGACGAGUUCGUCGUCUCAGGAUCGGAUGAUGGUAAUUUCUUCGUAUGGAGAAAGACCACAGGCGCAUUGCACGGGGUGUACGAAGGCGAUGGAAGUGUCGUCAAUGUUAUUGAAAGCCACCCGCAUCUUCCUUUGGUCGCUGUUAGUGGCAUCGACACGACAGUGAAGCUGUUCGCACCUGUGCAACACUCGAGUAAAUUCUCGAGAAUGAGUGACGCUGAGAGCAUCGUGUCUCGAAACCUGGAAGCCGCUUCCCGGGAGGAGAACGAAUACUCAGCAUUGUUCAACCAUUAUCGGUUGAUGCUUGGGGAACUCGGGCGCCAUUAUGGCGAAGAAGGGCAGCCCGGGUGUACGUUCCAGUGA
Heterobasidion irregulare TC 32-1 is the source of this 1515-nucleotide messenger RNA. RefSeq lists its product as uncharacterized. Bases 1 to 1515 code for a protein of 504 amino acids. NCBI's taxonomy places the organism in Eukaryota, Fungi, Basidiomycota, Agaricomycetes, Russulales, Bondarzewiaceae. The record is from RefSeq and is a predicted model, not a curated record. Gene Ontology annotation, molecular function: protein binding. Gene Ontology annotation, cellular component: cytoplasm; Cul4-RING E3 ubiquitin ligase complex. The transcript has 9 exons. Gene Ontology annotation, biological process: negative regulation of fatty acid biosynthetic process.